AUGUCAGACCACAGGCGAUCUGGGUCUCGAAGUCACUCGCGGAGAAGCAGAUCUCGAGGAUAUAGCCAAGGUUAUGAUGGUGUUCACGAAGAACCCAGCCGUGGCGAGAGAGACUGGUUCGAAGGCCGACGUGGCUUAGGAGGGAGAGGUGGUGAGAUGAUGGGCUGGGGUCGGAACGGUGCUGUCCGUCUCGACGACCCUCCCAGACCGCGAUGGGGGUGGGAUGGAUUCGAUCAGGAAAUGGACUUCCCAAGAUUCAUGGGUGGGAGGAGAGGUUCCAGUCGACCGGUAAGAUCCAGAAGAGCAGAAGAAAUGGACUCGUACGGUGGCCUCGGUGCAAUGGAUACGUCCGGAGGACUCGGGAUGGGCAGAAUGGGGAUGAGCGGUAUGCGGAUGGGAGGGAUCAUGGCAUUGGGAGGGGCCAUGGAGAUGGGGGGACCGAUGCCCAUGACAAUGGGCGGGAGGAACCCUCCAGGAAAUCCAAUGAUGGGCCGCAAUCCGUUCGACGCGCCUCAAAUCUUCGACUCCCACAGUUUCAACCGCCAACCAUCUCCAAACGACACGAUGCUCCCACCCCGCCAGCAAGUAAUGCGGCCUAGAUGCGGGAUGGAGCAGCUCAGAUCGCCCCUGAUGGGCGGCAGGCAGAAUUUCAUGGAAGGGUAUCCAGGACUCCGAUCUCCUCCUCCGGCGUCACUGGCGUCGGGAGGCAGCUUUGAUAUGCGGGCCAUGGACCGUCCGAGGAUGCCGUACGGCCCCAUCCACUACAGCCCGAUCAUGCAGAACCGGUUUGCGAAUUACCAGUCGCCGUACGUGGAGGAGUACGAGGGAAGCGAGAUGGAUGCGAGUAUGGCUCAGCAGGCCGCCAUGCAGCAGCAGCAGAUGAUGAUGAUGAAUGGUGGAGGCGGCAACCCUUUUCUUGAUGAGAUGCAGUAUGGCAAUGCUUAUGUUGGUGGUGGGAUGGGAGGGAUGGGAGGGAUCAAUAGGACGAAUGGGAUGGGGCAAAUGGGACAGGCAGGAGGCGGAAUGGGGGCAGAACAGAGAGCUUUCCCUCAACCCGUUAGCCAACCCAGGACUUUCCCAAACUAG
Molecule: messenger RNA, 1086 nt
Organism: Drepanopeziza brunnea f. sp. 'multigermtubi' MB_m1
Lineage: Eukaryota; Fungi; Ascomycota; Leotiomycetes; Helotiales; Drepanopezizaceae
Source: RefSeq, a predicted model, not a curated record